CAUUUCGCAUGCUCAGAACUCCACAGGCUACAGCAUCACAGCCCGAGCCGAUACGAUCCACGAUACACGAACAACGAAAGUUUCUCCGUCGUUUUGGAUUAAGGAAGAGUCGCGUAGGACAUUUUUGUAAGAUACCUUACGCCCGUAGUACGAUUAAUAGUCCGUGAGCACACUUGUUUAACCUGGUCAACGCAGUUGAAGUUAACGAUUUGCGAAAUACCCCCGAUAUCAUACCGUGUAAUUCAUCCAUUUGCAUCCCUCCGAUAAUCCCUUAUCAGCACCCAACCUAGCUGCCGUUUUAUCUUAUCACAAAGUACGUUUUCUUAUUCUAUUUGUCGCACGUGUCUGCAUUCUCUGUGUGUAUACAUAUACACAGAUCGCGAUUAAAAGCAAACCAUAGGGUGAUCCUGAUAAUAUAGAAGGAAAAGUGCGCGAUGUAUGCCGGGAAAUGGAAAGUGAAGGACAAAAAGUGAAGAAAGUGCUGAGAGUGAGUGACGAAGAAAUGUUGCAGGUGCGACAAGGUGAAGGAGUGACGGUUUAUUUUUAAUCGCCGAAAUUCAUUUGGAUUACCAACACAGUACUCUACCGACAACAGACGGACAUAAGGUUCUAUCGUGACGUUUCUUUGUCCUGUGCGAAGGACGGCUUGAGUAUUUGACUUGUGAAACUGGAGAGGUUAAUACUGUGCGAAAAGUUUGAAAUACUAGUUCAGGCGGAGUGAUAUGUUAACCGAAGACAAUGACCCGACGAAACCGGCAGGGGUUUUAGACAAUGCUGGUAACGUGUCUUCAUCAACAGAGGCCUCGGUACAGCACCCUCGUAGUGCAAACAAUGAGACUGAGGUCAAGAACGAGGUCCAGGAUUGUCCUGAGAACGACAACGUACCUGGUGGAGAAUUAUAUAUCGAUGAGAAUGCUGAAGAUAAGGAACAGGAAUAUCCGGAUUCCAUGGAAAAGGCAGACUACAGUACACUCUAUGGAGCCAAUCAAUAUUACAACAGUCUCUACAGUUCACCAAGUUACGGAUCUACGACUGCCUCGAAAAAUUCAUCGUCCCUCCAAAGCUCAUAUUUAAGUUCUUAUACACCAAGUUCUAUGGCACAGUACUCGUCCUAUGCUGGAUAUAAUACCGGAUCCACAACGUUUCCAACAAUAGGACAAAAUAUAUCAUCGACCUCGCAAAAAUUGGAUUACAGCGCCUACAGCACUAAUCUCUAUGGCAACGACAGAGCAUCUUUGCAGUAUCCUGGUUACUACCCAAUGACUGGUUAUCACGCAACCCCUACGCCAUUUAACAUUAGUAACAUAAACUUUGCCGAAGAUUCCACGAAGUCUGCUCUCAGCUUGGAUACGACUUCCCACGACGUAAGCGACCUCACAGCACGGGAAACCACAAAUGUCGAAGGUAACACGAUUCCUGGGGCGACAGCGAAGCCCUGCAGACGCGGAAGGCGACAGAGCGGAAGCGGAAACAGUAUCGGUUCAGCGGAUACGACAGAAGCCGGUCCGGAUCGGAUAUUUAUUUGGGACCUCGAUGAAACCAUAGUUGUGUUCAAUUCACUUUUAACUGGACAAUUUGCAACGAAACACAGAAAGGAUCCCAACCUGUUAUCCCAAUUGGCAUUUAGGAUGGAAGAAAUGAUCUUCAAUUUGGCAGACACGCAUUUCUUUUUCAAUGACAUCGAGGUGAGUGGCGAUUGCGAUCAGGUUCACAUCGAUGAUGUAUCCUCGGAUGACAAUGGUCAGGAUUUGUCGUCGUAUAAUUUUGCCACUGAUGGAUUUCAAUGUGCGUCUACGAAUAAUGGUAUAUGUCUUGCUUCCGGUGUGAGAGGUGGCGUUGACUGGAUGAGAAAACUUGCCUUCCGCUACAGAAAGAUCAAAGAGAUUUAUUGUAAUUAUCGGAACAAUGUCGGUGGCCUCCUUGGAGCUGCUAAACGAGAACAAUGGCUUCAGUUGAGAACGGAGAUUGAACUUAUGACUGACAAUUGGCUAACUUCAGCUGUUAAAUGUUUGAAUCUAAUCAACAAGAGGAGUCACUGCAUAAAUAUUCUAGUUACUACUACUCAGUUGGUACCAACUUUAUCCAAGGUUUUAUUGUUUGGUAUAGGCGGCAUCUUUCCUAUUGAAAAUAUUUACUCUUCCGCUAAAAUUGGAAAGGAGAGCUGCUUUGGUCGAGUCGUGGCUCGAUUUGGUCGUAGAUGCACAUACGUAGUUAUUGGUGAUGGUUCUGAUGAAGAAACUGCUGCUCGAGCACAUAAUUUUCCAUUUUGGAGAAUCAACAGUCAUUCGGAUACUCAAUCACUGUACAAUGCUCUGGAGAUGGGAUUUCUCUAACUAGGAACUACAGAGGGUAUUGCAAAAAAACUUAUGCCAAUCAGAAAAAUAGAUGAACGGACGUGUCCUUGUGAUUUUGAAAAAAAAAAAUUAGAACGCUAUAUAGAAUGGAUCUUCAUCCUUCUUUCCUUUGGGUGACUCGGGUCCAUUUGUAUUAUUAUAUAUUUAUCGUAUAAAAUGAAAAUUAACGAUUCGACCGUCCUGCUAAAUUCGCCGGGAAAUGGCCAAGUUGAAUCGAUCGUCAGCAUGAAGAUCGAACUGAUUGGUCCAGGGUCCAUAAGUGAUAAAGAAUGAAAGUAAUGCGUAUAAAAAAUGAAAAUUUUAUCUAUUAAUGAAAUUUUGAAUGAGAAUAUUAACGAUCUUUUAUGUGUAUAGAAAUGAAGAGUCUAUUAUCGGAAUUACGUAUUGUCAUUAAUGUACUUAACUAGAGGCAAUUUAUCGAGGCGAGAUUUAAUUCUUUUUUUUUAAACUUACUAUUCCUACCUAUUGCUGUCAAUCUUUCCCUUCACAAAUUCAAUGCAUAUACUAUACGUACUAUAAGAGUCGAUGUUACUUAGAAAUUGUUUAAAUGUUCCAUAAUAAAAGAUUAUGUAUGGAACUCAAAAGAAAGAAAGAUUCCAUCACUCUUCUGGCGCGGUCUUUACUGGUGUAGUGGCCUAUAUUGAUUUUUUUAAAAAUAUUUUCGACAUUCCGACACUUGUUGCCAUUCCAUGACGUGGUUCGUACGAAAUAUCAAGCUUAGGUAUAAUUGUUUCUUGUACUACGCCGACAAUUGUAUCAGGCAACAAUUUAUAUUUAAUUGUAAGAAAAGUUUAUAUUCUUUAUGAUCGUGCACAAGAGACAUGUUUGAUUUAUUAUUCUGCUAGUGGGCCAUUUUGAAAGUAAGGUUUACUUGUUACUCCAUGCGGCACAAACUCUGUGCACAAAUUUUUAUUUUAUAUUAAUGUAUCAGUCACGAAUAUUGAUAGAGUAACGAUACUUCGUGAGUAACGAUUGUAUCGUUAUGAUGAUUUGUUGACGGAUGCAACAAAUUUUUACGUAUAUCAUUUUGUGAAAUUAUUUUUUGAAUUGACCAAUUUGAAAAUGUUCAGGCGUUUUUGUGGAACUAAGAGAAUUAAGUGAACUAAAAUACAUAUUUAAAAAAUUAAUCUCAAACUCGUUACGAGUUAUGAAAAACUAUUUUGAAAAAUUCGUAAAUAUAAUGCUAAAGGACAUGGUGUGCAGGAUCGGCCUAAAAAGUAUAUCCAUGUGAUUCAUGAUUUUUUUUUCACUGAAUGCUAUUUUCCAAAUUUUACAUCCGAACAAGGAGAAGUAUUCACGACAUUCCAAAAACAGUUUGAAAUAAAGUCGGACGGAUUAAGUUUUUGAUUAAAUUAUCAAGAUUAAAACAUAAUCGUCGAAAACGAACUAGUCAAAGGGGAAAAAUUCUAAUUUAAAAGACGUAAGCGAAGUCGUGGUUUCUUAUUCUUUCUAUUAUUUCUUACAUUAAUAUUCUGAAGAAGUGAACGACGUACUAGGCAAACGAAAAAACUAAAAGGAUAUGAAACUUGCGUAGUAUUUGUCAAAGUUGCAAAAAAAAACAAUACAAAAUGUCAACGCGCGGGCGACAAAUUAUCUGUUCGUGAUUCAUAUUAAAUAAUUAUUCACUUCUUCAAUACUAUAUGUACAAUUAAGGCAUAUUUUACGGACGAAAGGGUAACUGGUAUUGCUUUGCUGUUCGAAAACAAAAUACCUUAAUGGAUCAGUUAAUCACUGUAUAUUAAGUUAGUAAGAGUUUGCUAUAGUGUAUAGAAACGUGUAUGAAUCAUUCAUGAGAGAUAUCAAAUUCAAAAGACACGGAUCAGAGUCCAUUUUUAGGCUUCUGUUUGCACAGCCAAUACAAACAUCUCUGAUAAUAUUAUAUUAAGAUAAUAACGAAUACUAUUAUAACAUUGACUGUUGCUAUAAACUUCCAAAUAAAAGACAAUUUUGUUUAAAUUUCA
This is a messenger RNA of Cephus cinctus (wheat stem sawfly), 4315 nucleotides long. RefSeq names its product eyes absent homolog 4 (gene eya). NCBI's taxonomy places the organism in Eukaryota, Metazoa, Arthropoda, Insecta, Hymenoptera, Cephidae. Gene Ontology annotation, biological process: cell differentiation; multicellular organism development; positive regulation of DNA repair. The coding region runs from base 723 to 2333 and encodes 536 amino acids. Gene Ontology annotation, cellular component: nucleus. The record is from RefSeq and is a predicted model, not a curated record. Gene Ontology annotation, molecular function: protein tyrosine phosphatase activity. The transcript is spliced from 10 exons.